Molecule: messenger RNA, 3027 nt
Organism: Nymphaea colorata (pocket water lily)
Lineage: Eukaryota; Viridiplantae; Streptophyta; Magnoliopsida; Nymphaeales; Nymphaeaceae
Product: ATP synthase subunit alpha, chloroplastic-like
Exons: 1
Coding region: 1558-3027 (489 amino acids)
Biological process (GO): proton motive force-driven ATP synthesis; proton transmembrane transport
Molecular function (GO): ADP binding; ATP binding; proton-transporting ATP synthase activity, rotational mechanism
Source: RefSeq, a predicted model, not a curated record
UUUCCCGCCCUUAGUCCAAUGAAUGAGCAUUUUCCCUUUUUUAUUUAUUUUAGGAGGGUAUGUCGCAAUUGACACGAGACUUGGGACUUCAUAAGUGUCUUAUCGGGGAUCUAAAUAAGGAGUGAAGUGAUACAAAAAAGGAAAUCUUUUUUUAUUUUGUUAGUCCUAUUCCUAUCCAUAAGAUAAGAGGAGAGCAUAUGAAAAAUCUAACCGAUUCUUUCGUUUUUUUGGGUCACUGGCCAUCCGCCGGGAGUUUCGGGUUUAAUACCGAUAUUUUAGCAACAAAUCUAAUAAAUCUAAGUGUAGUGCUUGGUGUAUUGAUCUUUUUUGGAAAGGGAGUGUGUGCGAGUUGUGUAUUUCAAGAAUAGGCUGGAACCAACCAGCUGCACUUUAUAUUUUGCUAUUGUAAUCUAAUAAUAGAGAAAGGUGCACGAUCUCAACGAAUUACUUCUGAAUAAAUCAAUAAGUCCUAUGUAAGAACCAUAGCAUUUCGUGACUCGUUGGUAAAUUGGAUUCUCUAUUAACCAAUAAUGUGAGACCAUUUAGUUAACAUGGUUAAAGCUGAACUGUUUGAAGUCUAAGCACAACACGGUACUCUUUCUACCACUGCGUUAGUACAAGAUAAGAUGGUUUCAAAAUGCAUAAAUCAUUUUGUUGGGAAUUUAUUUGAUAUAGAACACUCAUAUCAAUAAAAUGAUUUGAACCAUUGACUGGAAAAACGGGUACCUCGCCCCUUCCUUUUUAUCUAAUGCUGAAUCGACGACCUAUGUGUAUAAAAUGAGAAAGAAUUCUUUUGGAUGUGAAGAAAUAAAAGAAACGACUUUGCUGACAAUUACAAGUUUUUUUGGUCUGGUCAGAAGAGCCCUCCAGAGAUCCUGGGUUUUCUUGUAUCAGUUUUUAUAUCCUGGAAUACGAACAGAGAAGAGAGGGUAGGCUCAUUAAGAAAGAGAUAUGGGAAUGCCCCAUAAGUAUAAGUAAUUUAAUUGAGCGUGAGAGCCAAAUGAAUCGAAAGAUUCAUGUUCGGUUCGGGAAGAGAUCGUGGAAGUUGUGGAAUUGAUGGGGAGAUAAUCUACUUUCAUUAAGUGAUUUAUUAGAUAAUCGAAAGCAGAGGAUUUUGAGUACUAUUCGCAAUUCAGAAGAACUAUGCGGAGGAGCCGUUGAGCAGCUUGAAAAAGCACGGGCUCGCUUACAGAAAGUGGAAAGGGAAGCGGAAGAGUUUCGAGUGAAUGGAUACUCUGAGAUAGAACAAGAAAAGAUAAAUUUGAUUAAUGCCGCUUAUCAGAAUUUGGAACAAUUAGAAAAUUACAAAAACGAAAGCAUUCAUUUCGAACAACAAAGAGCGAUUAAUCAGGUCCAACAACGAGUUUUCCAACAAGCCUUACAAGGGGCUCUAGGAACUCUGAAUAAUUGUUUGAACGGCGAGUUACAUUUACGCACCAUCGGUGCUAAUAUUGGCAUACUUGGGGCCAUGAAAGAAAUAACCGAUUAGUCCUUCUACUAUAGGAUAGGUAUUAUUUUUCUCCUUUUUUGCUUCCUAGAAAGAAUUAAGAGAUACUAAUGGUAACCAUUCGAGCCGAAGAAAUUAGUAAUAUUAUCCGCGAACGGAUUGAGCAAUAUAAUAGAGAAGUAAAGAUUGUGAACACUGGUACCGUACUUCAAGUGGGCGACGGCAUUGCUCGUAUUCAUGGUCUUGAUGAAGUAAUGGCAGGUGAAUUAGUAGAGUUUGAAGAGGGUACGAUAGGUAUUGCUCUGAAUUUGGAAUCCAAUAAUGUUGGCGUUGUAUUAAUGGGUGACGGUUUGAUGAUACAAGAGGGUAGUUCCGUGAAAGCAACAGGACGAAUUGCUCAGAUACCGGUGAGUGAGGCUUAUUUGGGUCGUGUUAUAAAUGCCCUAGCUAAACCUAUUGAUGGGAGGGGUGAAAUUUUAGCUUCUGAAUAUCGGUUAAUUGAGUCUCCCGCUCCAGGUAUUAUUUCGAGACGUUCCGUAUAUGAGCCUCUUCAAACGGGGCUUAUUGCUAUUGAUUCGAUGAUCCCUAUAGGACGCGGUCAGCGAGAAUUAAUUAUUGGGGACAGACAGACCGGUAAAACAGCAGUAGCUACAGAUACUAUUCUCAAUCAAAAAGGUCAAAAUGUAAUAUGCGUUUAUGUAGCUAUUGGUCAAAAAGCAUCUUCCGUGGCUCAGGUAGUGACUACUUUCCAGGAACGGGGAGCAAUGGAAUACACCAUUGUGGUAGCGGAAACAGCGGAUUCGCCUGCUACAUUACAAUACCUCGCUCCUUAUACAGGAGCCGCUCUGGCUGAAUAUUUUAUGUACCGUCAACGACAUACCUUAAUAAUUUAUGAUGAUCUCUCCAAACAAGCACAAUCUUAUCGCCAAAUGUCCCUUCUAUUAAGAAGACCACCUGGUCGCGAAGCUUAUCCAGGAGACGUUUUUUAUUUGCAUUCCCGCCUUUUGGAAAGAGCCGCUAAACUAAGUUCUCGUUUAGGCGAAGGAAGUAUGACUGCUUUACCAAUAGUUGAGACUCAAUCUGGGGACGUUUCGGCUUAUAUUCCCACUAAUGUCAUUUCCAUUACAGAUGGGCAAAUCUUCUUAUCCGCGGAUUUAUUCAAUGCUGGAAUCCGUCCAGCUAUUAAUGUGGGUAUUUCCGUCUCCAGAGUAGGAUCCGCAGCUCAAAUUAAAGCCAUGAAACAAGUAGCCGGCAAAUUAAAAUUAGAAUUGGCUCAAUUUGCAGAGUUAGAAGCCUUUGCGCAAUUCGCUUCCGAUCUAGAUAAAGCUACUCAGAAUCAAUUGGCAAGAGGUCAACGAUUACGGGAGUUGCUCAAACAAUCCCAAUCAUCCCCUCUCGCGGUGGAUGAACAGAUAGUUACUAUUUAUACCGGAACGAAUGGAUAUCUUGAUCAAUUAGAAAUUGGACAGGUAAAGAAAUUUAUUGUUCAGUUACGUACCCAUUUAAGAACAAAUAAGCCUCAGUUACAAGAAAUCAUAUCUUCUACCAAGGUAUUCACCGAGCAAGCGGAAGCCCUUUGA